CCAUGCUGUGUGUGUGACCGUAAUAAGCUCGAACCAACCAACCCCUUUUCUCCCUCUCUCUCUCUCUCUCUCUCUCGCUCUGUCUGCGCUCCUGAAUCUCUGAUCAGAGCCCUAAUUUCUUCAAGUGAUAAAAAAGGAAGAUGUCUGAGGGGAUUACGGCCGAGAAACUCUUGGGCACCAUAAUGGACACAUUUACAGAUAGUGUCCCAAAGCAGAAGUCUCUGUCAUUUUUUGAGGAAGAUAAAUCAAAUUCAGUCUCUGCUCAGAUGAAUAGGCUACUUGGACGCCAGAAAACUAUUCAUAAUAUUUUGGGGGGUGGAAAGUCUGCUGAUGUUUUGUUAUGGAGGAACAAGAAGAUAUCUGGGAGUGUCUUGACUGGUGCAACUGCAAUCUGGGUGCUCUUUGAAUGGCUUAAUUACCAUUUUCUUUCUUUGGUGUUCUUUGCCCUUGUUAUUGGCAUGGUUGCUCAGUUUGUAUGGUCUAAUGCUUCCGGUAUAUUGAACAGGUCCCCAUCUAAAGUGCCCCGUUUUGUUGUGCCUGAGGAGAUUUUUGCCAAUAUUGGCGCUGAAAUUGGUGCUGAAAUCAAUCGUUGCCUAAGAUUUCUUCAGGAUGUUGCAUGUGGAGGCAGCUUGAAGCAAUUUGUCAUGGUUGUGUUUGUCCUGUUUGUUGCUGCUAUUAUCGGAAGCUGGUGCAAUUUUCUGACUGUUUUUUAUGUUGGAUUUGUUGCUGCUCAUACUUUGCCGGUCCUGUACGAAAGGUACGAAGAUCAAGUGGACAACUUUGUUUAUAAUCUGUUUGGACAGCUUCAGAACCAGUACAGUAAGCUUGAUGCUGGCGUACUCAGCAAAAUUCCAAAGGGAAAUCUCAAGGGAAAGAAGUCCGAAUGACUAAAAAGUUCCUAUCCCA
Molecule: messenger RNA, 906 nt
Organism: Telopea speciosissima
Lineage: Eukaryota; Viridiplantae; Streptophyta; Magnoliopsida; Proteales; Proteaceae
Product: reticulon-like protein B8
Exons: 6
Coding region: 141-887 (248 amino acids)
Source: RefSeq, a predicted model, not a curated record